Messenger RNA from Drosophila biarmipes, 6057 nucleotides. RefSeq names its product hepatic leukemia factor (gene Pdp1). The transcript has 6 exons. The record is from RefSeq and is a predicted model, not a curated record. Gene Ontology annotation, biological process: regulation of transcription by RNA polymerase II. Gene Ontology annotation, molecular function: RNA polymerase II cis-regulatory region sequence-specific DNA binding; DNA-binding transcription factor activity, RNA polymerase II-specific. Gene Ontology annotation, cellular component: nucleus. Lineage: Eukaryota; Metazoa; Arthropoda; Insecta; Diptera; Drosophilidae. The coding region runs from base 1610 to 3490 and encodes 626 amino acids.
GCCGGCAUUCUGUCGCAUCGCGUUCUCAUGUGAAAAUCGUCGCAGCUCGUUUCGUUCCGUGUUUUUCGCCACUCGAGCGGGAAAAAACAAAAAUAUUUCUACCGUCAACACAAUAAAUUAAUUGAAAUUGAUUUUUCAAGAAAUAGUUCUAGAAGAGCUAUAACUUAAGGAAAUAUUUUUUGUUCAAACAAAUGUCAAGUGCAACCAUUGUGAAAUCAAUCUAAAGUGUGUGUGUGUGUGUGUGUGUGUGUCUGUGUCAUACGAAUAAAAACUAUUAUUAAAAAUAAUAGAUACGCAGAGAGAAAGAGAGAGAUAGAACCAGGCAGAGGGAGAAAGAGCGAGAGGUCCGGAGAUCUCUCGAGCACCUCUGUCCAGCGGCGCCAAAGUUACGGAUCCACUUUCAAACAGUUUAAUUUAUUUUUAUUUUUCUACAAAACAACAAACCCAAGAAAGAAAAAUACGAAACAGCAAAAACCCAAAACUGCAAAACCAAAAAAAACGAUCUUAUUUCUAAGCAGCAACCAAUUCUGAGAAUAAGAAAAGGUAUUCAACAAAAGGCUGAAAGGAAGAAAAGAGUUAUUCAUCAGGAAAAAAGGAUAAUUCAAUUGAUUUGGCACAUAAUAAUGUAUUUGUUUUGAUUUAUAUAUAGAAAGUAUUCCAAAUUCUUCAUGUAACAAUAUUUCAAAAAAGCACGCAAAGCCUUUGUCUCUGCUAAUUCGAUAUACAUAAUCAUAUGUUUGUAAAACAAGAACCAGAUCGCAAAUGCCAGUGAAAAUUUCCAUUGCAAAAUUCUUAAAAACUAAAAAACACGGAAGGCCUUUGUACCGGUCGAUUCCACUUGAAAAAUUUCUAUAGCGUCACAAAAAACUUAUUAUACAAAAUUAAUUGAACUGAAAGAAAGCGCAAAUAUACAACUAUAUAUACAAUGCCUUUUCUUAUUCCUUAUCAUCACGAUCAUCACUAAAAAAUAAUGGAGACUAAAUAAAAAUCAUACAAAAAUAGAUGCAAACAAAGUUCAUUCCCGACCACACGAAAACAAGCGAACCCCAUUAUCAGUCACUAUCAGAAUCGCUUCCACAAACGGAAAACUGAACACUAAACACUGAUUCACUGCCAACAUUUUUUAACCCACUAUCACCUGUUCAUUAGCAACAACGAAUUGGCUAUCAAUUGGCUGACAAAAAAUAAAUAAAAAGAACAAGGAAAAUACCUGCAACACAAAAGUGCUUCAAACUAAUCCGGGUUUUUCAAAACGAAAGCACUCUAUUUCCAGAUAGCACACACAAAAGCGUUUAUGCUUUAAGAAUACAAAAAAAAAACGAAAAUAACUAAAGUGAACCAAGUGUAAAGACAAUGCGCACAACUUUCGGCCGUGGCCCAAGGUUUAUACUGCUGACCAGCAAGUUCAACCACGUUCAGCACAAGGAGGUGAUCACUUAGGCUCCUCGGGAUUGCCAAAACACUCAAAAUACGAAACCAGUGAAGGAUUUACCAGUGAUCGGAACCAGUCAUAGAAUCAGUCAUAGAAUCAGUUAUAGAACCAGUUAUAGAACCAGUUGUAGAAUCAGUUGCAGAAUCAGUUGCAGAAUCAGUUUUAGAACCAGUGAUCAUGUCGUCGGAUACGAAUUCGUGCACCAGCUUCUUUGCCCAGGAGCACGCGAAUGCCACACUGUCGCAGUAUUUCCAGCAACUCAACUCGCAGGUUGCUGCUGCAGCGGCGGUAAACAGUGCUGGCAACAACAACAACAACAACAGCAGCAGCAGCAACAACAACAACAGCAGCGGCAACAACAGCAGCAGCGGCAACAGCGACAGUGGCAAUGAUGGCAGCAUGACGGGAUCCUCGGGAACCAUGGACAACCAUCGCAGCAGUGUCAGCAGCAAUGAUUCGGGAAAGAGCAGUGCAGGCGGUGGCGGUGGGGCAAGUGCCACCAGCAACAACAACGUGAAUGCCUGGGCAUUGCAGCAGCAACAGCAGACAGCCGCUCUGCACCACCAGCAACAGCAGCAGCAACAUCAGCAGCAACAACACCAGCAGCACAUACAGCAGCAGCAUCAGGCACACCAGCAGCAUGUUGCCUCCGUCCUGCAGCAGCAGCAGCAACAGCAACAGCAGCAGCAGCAACAGCAGCACUCCCAACAUCACGCCCAGCAGCAACAUCAUGGCCAUCCGCUGCAUCCGCAUCAUACACACCAGCAACAACAGCAGCAGCAGCAGCAGCAACACCACCAGCAGCACCAGCAACAGCAACAUGCACAGCAGCAACAUCAUGCCGCCCAGCUGGCCCACACACUUUCUUCGGCCGCCGCUGCAGCUGCUGCCGGCAACACCAAUGGCAACACCAACACCCACUCCAUUUUCGGCACCGGCAACUUCCACUACAAGACGAACAACUCGUGGACCCUGCCCACGCUGACGUACCAGCGGAUUUACCAGGAGAAUCCCCAUUACCAGCGCAACUCCUUCAUGGACCCCCAGAGCAAUGCGGCAGCAGCAGCUGCAGUUGCGAGUGGCAACCAGGGAUCGAAUGGGAAUGCCAGUGGCAACAAUAGUGCCGCUGUUUCAGGGAAUGGCAAUGGAAAUCCUGGCCAGAAUAAUGACAGCACCAACAACAGCAGCAACAGCAAUGUAUCCUCCGUGCAACAUGUGGCAAACGCCGUGGCAGCAGCUGUGAUCGCCAACGAGCAUCACAACCAUUUGAACAGCUUGAAAUCCCGCUUUCAGCCAGCCAGCUCAGGCAGGAAAUCUCCAUUUUUGGGUUUCAUUUGCAAAGCAAACGGCAAAUCCACAUCGAAUAGCAAAGAAAUCAUCUGCCCGGAUGACAAAUACAAGGAGGAGGGCGACAUCUGGAAUGUCGAGGCGCAAACGGCGUUUCUGGGCCCAAACCUGUGGGACAAGACCCUGCCCUACGAUGCCGACCUCAAGGUAACACAAUAUGCCGACCUAGACGAGUUCCUGUCGGAGAACAACAUACCUGAUGGCCUGCCCGGCACGCAUCUGGGUCACUCGAGUGGCCUGGGUCACCGGUCCGACUCCCUGGGUCACGCAGCGGGUCUGUCGCUGGGCCUGGGCCACAUAACCACAAAGCGGGAGCGGUCGCCCUCGCCAUCCGACUGCAUCAGUCCGGACACGCUAAAUCCGCCAUCGCCGGCCGAGUCAACCUUUUCGUUCGCCUCCUCGGGCCGUGACUUUGAUCCGCGAACUCGAGCCUUCUCCGACGAGGAGCUCAAGCCGCAGCCGAUGAUCAAAAAGUCACGCAAGCAAUUCGUUCCAGAUGAGCUCAAGGACGACAAGUACUGGGCCCGUCGCCGGAAGAACAACAUUGCCGCCAAGCGAUCCCGCGAUGCCCGGCGCCAGAAGGAGAACCAGAUCGCGAUGCGGGCACGCUACUUGGAGAAGGAGAAUGCAACAUUACAUCAGGAGGUGGAACAGUUGAAACAGGAGAACAUGGACUUGCGUGCACGUCUAUCGAAAUUCCAAGAUGUGUAAUGAUAAAUACAAUUUUGUGACUUGGCCUGAGGACACCACAACAAUUAAAUAAUAAUAACUAUUGAUAAAAAUAACAAUAAUCAUAACUAUGAUAAAAACAACUACUAAUAAUGUUUAGUACAGCAGACAUGAAACCUACACUAUAAAGUACAUAUUGUAUCUUAAAAAUAUGUAUAUGCAAAAAUAUAAUUGUUAAGCAAACACACACAUAAACACCAACUCACACACACACACAAGAAACCCCUCACGGCGUCGUGCUCCGCUUAAAUAUUUAUUUUAUGCUAAAACUAAAAGCAAAUUAACUAAACACAAAGGAGGAGAAACCGAAACCGAAUGGAAACUAAACAUUUUUUAGAGUAGCCAAAAAAGAAAGUAAAGCUCUGCAGCCGAAGCUUUUUGCCUUUAAGAGUAGCAUACUUCCGAGCGCAAUGGGAAUCCUAAAAACAACACACAGACCUAGAAUUGUUAUCUUUUAAAUUGUUUAAUAGUUGUCUAGCCUAGUUUUACGAAAAAAAACCUCCCCCUUCUUCGCCUUCUUCUGCUACUUUUCUCCCCUCUCCCAACUAUUUUAAUUUCUAUUACCUUUUUGUAAUUAGUUUUUCGGUUAAGAUUUUCUUUAGCCAUUAGUGAAAGGAAAACCCCACACACACACACAACCAAUCAUAUUGUAAAUAAUUUCGUUGCCUUUUUUCAAAUUAACUCGGGAGAAGAAUUACCAUAAAAAGCAUAAGAAAACUUGUAUAAAAAAUUGCAAAAUGAAAACCCACAAAAAAAAAGAGAAAAUUAAAGAGAAACGCUAAGAAAGAAAACCAUUUAGAAUGAGCAAAGAACUUCCCUCCUCAGUUGCCGGGCACUUGGCAGCUGGUUAGUUUAAGUGAGCUAUGAUUUUUAUAUAAACCUAAUGGAAAAAAUAUCAGAAAACCCCAAAAAAAAAACUUAAAAACCAAACGGACAGACGGUGGACAGACGAACGUGCAAAACUAGAAGUGAAAUAGUUUUCGUUGUUGAUUUGUUGAUACUAAAAUAACCGACCCAAAACUAACCCAGACAUAGUCAGCUGGUUAAAGCGAGAGAACUACUUUUCGUACUACCCACUAACGGAAACCCACACACAGACCAUUUCCCCGGAAAACCACUCUUCAUGCCGCGCUAUCCCCCCACAUAUUUUCACAUUUUUCUUUUAGUUGUACAAACUUUAUUCGUAUAUCUUUUAUUACAAGAAAAACUAUUUCUUUUGGUGUGAUUUGCAAGAUCUUAAAACAAAGAAUUAAAAAAAAAAACAGAACAUUUUUACAUAAUACCGUACAAUUAUGUUACUUUAAACAAAAACUAUUUUCGUUAGUUAAGUUUUAUUAAUUAUUAUUAUUUGUUAUACAUUUGAGUUACAUUUACCUGCAUACAAUUAUCUAGAAACUUAAGAAAAUAUAUGAAAAACUACAGAAAAAAGUGACCGACCGAAAGCAAAAUUCAUAUUUUAUAUUCAGCAAACGAAAUCGAAGCUACAAACGAGAGUUAAUUAAGUUCAUUAAGCACUUCUUCUUAACAAAUUUCGAUAAGUCUUAUUUAUUCUAUGGAAAAAUGUGCAAAACCAACAAAAAAGCAGAACGAAACCACAAAAGCAAAGAUCGAUAAAGGAGAAGAGUGAGCGUGACGAAAAAGUGAGAAAGCAAACUACAAAAAAUUGUGUGUAAUAAUAAAAGUCUAAGCGUUGCUUUUAACUAUUGAAAACUCGUUUAUUUUCUAUCAAUCCCAUCCCCUACCCCUCGCCACAUAGCUCAUUGUUAGUAACUAUCUGAUAGACGCCACACAAGGAUCUCAAGACAGAGUUAAAGAAAUAAACCUAAAGCCGUAACCGUAACCGCAACCGAAAUCGAAACCGAAACUAACCCUAACGAUAGAUGCAAGAACUACACAAACUAAAUAGUAAUCUACUUAGCAAUAUUUAGCAAUAUAGAUGUUUAGCCACCCCCUGAUUUUUAUUUUGGUUCCCCUAACCGAACCCCGAAAACAAGAAAACUAACCUAAAAGCCUUUUGCACUGCUAUGAGACCACCUAGAGAAAACAACCACAAAAUAAUGUUAAAGAUGAAGAACGAAACCCACAAAUAACCCAACAAAAAAAAUAAGAAAAAAUGUCGGGUGUCAUUUUGCAAGAUGAAAUUUUUUGAGCUUCGGUUGUUGAAUGAAUUCACACAAGUAUAUACGAUAAACUUAAAAUUUAUGGAUAACUCAAAAUAGCGGACUAUACGACUAAGCAGAUUCAAGCAAUUGCUACAUAUUUGUACGACAAAAAAAUCAUGUUAUAUUUAUAUAAAAAUAUUUAUACCUAAGUAACAUAAAAAAUUGCGCGUAGAGGUGAAAACAAAUUAAGGCGAUAUUUUGCUUACUUACUCGACCUGGGCUUCAGUUGACCUUGAGCAGUAGACCUCACCUCCCCUUACACGACCCUAGUUAAGCGUAGUUUUGUAUAUUUUUAACAACUAUUGUUUUCCGUAGUUUGUAGUUGAAUUUUUGUAGACAAUUUUUGGUUAAUGUAGAGCAUUGUUGAAUAAAAAAAACGAGAAUAAA